Argiope bruennichi is the source of this 1728-nucleotide messenger RNA. RefSeq names its product DEP domain-containing protein 7-like. The record is from RefSeq and is a predicted model, not a curated record. Lineage: Eukaryota; Metazoa; Arthropoda; Arachnida; Araneae; Araneidae. Bases 56 to 1561 code for a protein of 501 amino acids. The transcript is spliced from 7 exons. Gene Ontology annotation, biological process: intracellular signal transduction.
UUAAAUCUGGCAACAGUAAUCAUUCAAUUGUAAACACAGCUUCAAAAAAAUAAUAAUGGAGGAAGACGGAGGGAGUUUUGAAUCGUUGUCAACGAUUCAGCCAAAUAUUCGUCGCCUAGAUCCUUUUUGGGCAACACGAUUAUGGCAGAAAUUAAUUCAAGAAGCUUUGCUAAAAGUUAAAGUUUGUAAGCAAAGACAUUUUUUAAAAAACUAUGAUGAAGUUUUUAAUGGGGAAGACUUAGUGAAUAGUGUUUUCCAGUUUUUGAAGGAAUGUAAAUCUGAACUGGAUGUAGAUAGAAUUAAUAGAUCAAAUGCCUCAAAAGUAUGUCAAGUUUUAAUGGACAAAAAAUUCUUUGAAAGUGUUGUUCCCAAAGGAAAUCAGAAAUUUGAAGAUAGUUCUUCCAAGUUUUAUCGAUUUAUUCCAGAUCAAAUUACAGAAGAAAUUGUGUCCAAAGGAGAUGAAAUCAAAGAAAAAAGAUCUUUAGUUGUAGAGGAAGAAAAAGAAAAUGUUUUUGCUUCUCCUUGCAAUCUUAAUUCUACAUUUACUCCAGAUACUAAGUUCAGCUCAAAAAGACGCUCUGUUCGAUUAAAGACUCCACUUUUGAGAGUUAGAGAUACAAAACCUAGUCCUGUGCGUUUCUCUAGAAGAAAUGCUCGAGAUCCCGAUGAGGAAGCUAUUUUGAGUUUAAGAGACACAGCUCUGGCCAUUCUUCUGCAGCUGGUAGAAGUUCCAAUGCUAGAAAGUUUGCUAUCAGUUCCAUUUGAUUUGCCAGAACUGGCUGAAGCACCACAGCCGUUUAUAUUUGAGAAUGAUUUUACUCCCCGUAAAAUAAAACCAACCAAAAUAGAUUACAGAGGUCCAGUUGCUGACUUACCUUGGGUGAAGGCAUCUUCUUUGUGCUUAGAUGGUCGUUAUCCAGCUGGAAUCACUGGACUUUGGUCUCUUCAGGCUUGCAAAGUUCUUUGCUAUAAAUCAGUUGUCGAGCGUUUCUCUUGCUCUGCUGAAUCUCUUAUUCCUGGGGAAUAUUUUUCUAUUUGUAUACCCAUAGUACAGAUGCUAAAAGCUGAACAAAGGAAACGAGCUCUGUAUGCUUUGCAGCUGCUGAUUUUGCAUUUACCUUGGAAGAGACGUAAACAGUUGCAACACUUACUUCAAUUCUUGCACUUGGUUGUGGAUGACAUUUUUGUCAGCGUUGAUAAAAUGGUCACUAAUUAUGAAGCUGUACUGCGAGAUUUUCUCACUGUGGUAUUCAAGCAUCCUCUUGUAUCAGAAGAAACACAGAAAAUUUUGUUUGACUUCCUUCUUUUGAAAUCAGAAACAGUUUUCAAUAUCCCAUCAUGUUUACAGAAAAUAAAAGAAUCAGGUCUGAAGUUUUGUGAAACAGUCAGUGUUCAAGAUUACGAAACAACAUCAGUAGAAUACACAAAACGAAGUUUGGUUGAUCUUGCCUCAUCUGUUGCUGAUAGUACUGAGAUAAAACUUGCUGAUAAGAAGUUAUGGUUUAAAAAAUUGAAGAAACAUCAUCACAAUGCUUAUGAAUCAUGCAAUUUUGAUGAUUAAAAUAACAUUCCAUUUUAUUGAUUUGUAACAAAAUUCAAUUGUUUCACAUGUAUUUAUGCUCUAUUUUGUAGGUUUUAGUUGUAUUUUUAAAUACUUUUAAGAAAGUGUGUCAUUUAUUUUCUUGUGCCAAUUACUUUUUCAACUUUUAUUAAAUCUAUUUUAUCUAG